ACAGCCGCUCGAUUAGUCAGCCGGUAAGCACUACCUUGAUCGCUAUCGCACUACUCCGCGAACUGUGGGUAUAUCUGUGAAGGACACUCUUCCAGCAUGACUUUGAAGCAGACCUUUCUCCUGGAGCGAGAUGAGCACAUAACGUGACCAUUGCACCCAAGAACCAUCGCAAACGUCAGUCAACAUCGACAUGUCCUAUCACAAGAUCUCGCCGGCUCUUCAGAUCAACUACACGGUCCACAACCCAUCAUCAUCCUUGGGGCAUUCCAAACCCUGGAUCAUCCUCAUCAACGGCCUGGCCGACCCACAGACAACAUGGGUUACACAAAUUUCCACGUUUACAGAAGCAGGCUACACGGUGUUGACCUACGAUAACCGCGGGAUCGGCCUGUCGUCACGACCUAGCAGCCCCAAUGAACUUUGGACCGCCGACGACAUGGCUUCAGACCUCCGCAGCUUGGUGCUCGCGCUCAAAGUGCCAACGCCGUACCACAUCUUGGGUAUAAGCAUGGGCGGCAUGAUCGCCCAGCAAUAUGCCCUGAGAUACGGCCUAUCAUCACCCUCAGAAAUCCUCAGCCUAAAUCCAACCUGCACUUACGCCGCACCGGGCCCAUUCUGCUCCCGUAUGUUCUGUCUAUGGGGCGACAUGGCACGUCGAAUGUCUAUCGCCGACGUGAUGCGCGAUGUCCUCCUCUACUGUUUUACGCCGGCGUGGUUCGCCGACUCGGCGAAACAGGACGAACUGAAGGCAAUCGAGGCCGAGAUGGCGGCCGUGGACAAAGAUAUGGGCCUCGACGCUUAUCUGGCGCAGUUGAACGUCAUCACUGAAUUCGAUACGAGGCAUCAAGUUGGCAAGUUGGCGGAAGUGGGAAUGCACGUCAAUGUCAUUGCUGGCGAAGGUGAUAUCUUGAUACCGAACAUCUUGUCGAGGGAGUUGCAUAGCCUUAUCCCGGGGAGUCGCUGGCGCACCGUCACUGGAGGACACGCGUGUAAUUGGGAGUUUCCGGACGAGUUUAAUCAGGUGUGCUUAGAGGAGUUCAAGAUCGCGGAAGAGAAGUUGGCAUCGUAAAGAUGAGGGCCAACGAGGACCAGCAGGAUACUGUGCGGAAGCUAUGGCAGUACCUGGUAUCUCUGGAAGACUCAUGCUUCUGGCACACGCACAAGCGUAAUCAGCAAGACAUUUCACUGGAACCUAACCAAGGUCCGGAAUUCUGAGUCACAGAGCAUGAACUUUUCUUGGGAUUCGCAACGGAACCACUGCACCUACGACCUUCUGACAUUUUCCACUUCCCAAAACUCACUGAGGACCUCUCCACGGCAUCUUCCGGAGCAACCUCCUAUAAGUACGCUGU
Exophiala viscosa is the source of this 1352-nucleotide messenger RNA. Its product is annotated as Alpha/Beta hydrolase protein. Bases 191 to 1069 code for a protein of 292 amino acids. The record is from RefSeq and is a predicted model, not a curated record. The transcript has a single exon. NCBI's taxonomy places the organism in Eukaryota, Fungi, Ascomycota, Eurotiomycetes, Chaetothyriales, Herpotrichiellaceae.